This is a messenger RNA of Porites lobata, 3642 nucleotides long. The record is from the annotation of a GenBank genome assembly. NCBI's taxonomy places the organism in Eukaryota, Metazoa, Cnidaria, Anthozoa, Scleractinia, Poritidae.
GGCGCCAACAUCGUUUAUUUCCUACUUUGGUAAUGUACACAGUGGGACGUAAUUUAUCGUUGGGAGCGUACAAUAACCCACGCAAUGCAACUCGACGUUUUGUCUCGAAGAUUGGAUCUACUAAAAGCUUGUUUUUACGUUGCAUAAGAACUAUGACAUCAUUUUUACAAGCUAUGGGAUAAACACUUAAGUAGAAAAUUAGACAAAGCUCUAUAAAACUCACUUUACUAAAACAAUCAGCGAUUAUAACAUUUUUCAGAAUGUUUACAGUCUAAUAUUAUAAUUACGGGAAUAAAUUGUGCGAGGCUGUGGAAAAUGUUUGGACAUGCAGUUCACUUACUUUGAUUCUUCCAAAGUAGCUGGAUCUUGUACUUUAACCUCGAAUACUAGAGAGCAGCUACUAACACAUUUAAUCAGGCAAACCGAUUGCUAACAUGACGUAGCAAUAUCGUCAAUUGUAUCCAGUAUAUAGGUAUUAAAUUUCUCAGAUUUAACACUGUGAAAAAGUGCAUGUCGAUUUCAUAGACUAUGACGUUACCAAGAAAACGUUAUCUAAUGUCAUUAUUAUUUAAAAAAAUCUAAUUUGUCAAAUACGCCAUAUAAGGACAUUAUAAACCUUAUGCGCGCAAUCUACUCGUGUACUUCAAACGUUUAUAAUUAUAUGAACGAGUUGCUAGUCAGUAUAAGCCUGUAAAUUUCAACAUUUUCUUUCAUUAGUUUUUCGGGUUAUCUUUGGUAAAAAAGGAAUAUUGAUUAUUAUUUCUGCUAGACAGGGGUUUAGUGUAUCUUUAGUUCCAUAUCUAUGCUAAUAAAACAAACGCAAAUCAACUGUUAAUAAUUCAGUUUUAUGCAAAUUCAUAUCAUUGCGUAAUUUCCAUUAUUUUUCAAACUGUCUUUUCCUUAAAAGGAUGUACUGAGCUCGCUUUGAAGUAAAUGAUGUCGAAGAAAACCCACAGUCUACAGCAACUGGAUAAUUAUAAAUAUAGAAUGUUACAUCACACUGGGAACAAAUAUAUACGAAACUGCAGCAAAGUUGUUAUCAAGCCAUAGAGUUGGAAGAGUUAGCUGUCAAGAAGAAAGAUACCGGUAAGGCGCGAAACUAAGACUUGUUUUAAGUUAGUUUUUGGAGUCCAUACAUUUAUCACGAACGAAAGCUCAAGUUCUUGAUCAAGUUGCUACAACAGAUUAAGUAGUUAAAGAUUCUUCACUAUGUAGUGCUAUCGAUGUACACGUUUUCUCCACAAAGUUGAUUUUAAACAUCUCAGAUAUGCAGAUUAAUUUGGUUGACCCCAACUAAUUUUUAACUAUUUUGCUUUCAAGGUCUUUUGAAAACUAAAGUCACGACCAACAAUCACAAUGGUAAGUAGUUACAGUAUUUUGAUAAACUGGUAGGUGGCCGUUGUUAACUCUUAAUUUUUAAUAUGCCCGACAGAAUAGCAGUUCUAUUUUAGUCAAAAAUUGAGGUCGUUGUACACUAAACACACCCUCGGCCAGGCUUUUUUCAGGCAUGAGAGUGAUUAGGAAUUAUCAAAACAAUUGUUCUUCAUUUGAGGAAGCAGAAUGUAAGCAAAUUUUGCUUUAAUCUCCCCUUGCUUAAUUGAAACUCGUAAUGUAAUAAAUUAUAUUUUAAAAAUAGCUCUCACAGAUAUCAACUUUGGUCUUCAUUUUCUCCACUUCUAUUGAACAAAAAUGCUUCAUUUUUGAAAUUUGUAUUUCCUUUAUAUAGCAGUUCUGAUACCUUGAUAAGAAUUUUCUUAGGUUAUUAAUUUUAUUUUUAUUUUCUCUUGAUCCAGUCUAUGUCAGGGGUCCAAGUCGAUGCUAAAAUCAACGGUUUGUUUAAUGACAUGAAGAUGAGAAGCAAACACAAGUUUGCAUUCUUUAAAAUUGAAGGAAAGAAGAAAAUUGUUGCUGACGUGUGUGGUGAUCCAUGCAAAACAGAAACAAAAGAAGAAGAUGAAGCACAGUUUAAUCGAAUGAAGGAGCAACUCAGCAAUGAACCACGAUAUAUCUUGUAUGAUUUUGGAUUUAUGAAGAAGGAUGGCAGGAAAGUUAAUAAGUUGGCAUUCAUCUUUUGGUGAGUCACGAGCCUGUCUUUGUAUUUUUAUUAAUUGGUGACCGAGCAUAAAAUUUUCCUUUAGUUUCAAGACAUUUUAGGCUGGAUUUUAAUGCAUGUAGCUCGACAGAGUCAAAGUUGUAAGAACAUUUUAUUUCAUUAACCUGGUAAAAAUCAAAGACUCUAUUUGAGUCGUAAGAGAAGUUAUAAGUGCAAAAGAAUCUGUAGCCUGCAUGUCAGGCGUUUGAAAGGAAAUGGGAAGGGAAUUCCGGGCGCUCGAGAAGCGCGAAAGGCGCGCGAGUGGAGUAUAUGGUCUUCUUCGUUUUUCACAUCUACCAGAGAGACGUAAAAGUAGUGAUUUAGUACCUUAAUUAAUGAUACCUUAUUUCGAUUGAUUGAAGUCAACAACACGCUAUAUGGGACUUCUUACUGUUGAUAAAAGCGCUUGAAACUUACUUUUAUCGUGGCCUUUUCACAGAUCCUUAAACUCGUUUCAUAAACUCGGUACGCGUCGUUGCAAAUUUCCUAUUUUGGUGGAAGGUGAAUGCUCUCUCAACGGCGCCUCCCUUGCUCCCUGAAUUGAUGUAUUAUUAAUCAAAGUGCACUCAUCAAGAGAUUAUUGAAUAAAAAGGUAGCGUGUUCCAUGCUCUCAGAUAGUAGGGAAGUGUAUUAAAGGCACGCGAAAAUAUAAGCACUCGAGCUGGGAAAAGAAGGCGGUGCCGCCCUUCCUCUCUCCAGUCUCCUCCCGUCAGUUUAUUUUCGUGUUUGCGCUUUCUCCACUUCGCUGAUCCGACUAUCUCGGAGCCUGGAACAGGCUAAUAAAAAAGGUCUUUAGGUUUAGUUUGUGUGAUAAAGUACACCCUUAUUGCCUGGUUCUCAUUUCUACUUAGAGACUGUUCACAUGAGGUGAGCCAGCUUGGUUAGCAAGACUGGCCUGCUUUACCGGGCUGGUUCAGCUGGUUCAGCGUUGUUGAGUUUAUAAGAAAAAAGACCGGCUGACCCACUUGCUGAGAUCUUCCUUCGAGGAACCAAGAUCUCGGCAAGCGAGGCCAAGCCACCCGGUUAACUCGGCUGGCUCAUCUUAUCUCCCGCUUUUGUUUUAGGUGUGACGAAAAUGCAAAGAUUGGAGACAAAAUGAUAUACGCAUCUUCAAAAGACACCAUCAAAAAGUCCUUCACUGGUUUAUCACUGGAAUUCCAAGCAAACGAUGAGGGUGAUUUGGAUUACACAACUUUAAGAGAGGAAGUGGAAACUAGAAACGCUUAGAUAGCAUACAUCAGAACACGACACUCAAGCUUUUUUACAACUUUUCCUUUUUGUUUUUGUAUAAUCUUCCAUUUAAGUUUUAGAUGACAAGAAAUAUCAAUAACUGCAUGCAACCUGACUUCAUUUUAUACCUGUUAUCUCUGACCGCCUAUUGAAUUUAACAAUGGUGGGAGGCCAUUUUGUAGAUAGAAUUAUUUGAAACCUUUAAAUACCUGGAAGAAAGCGAAUGUUUUGACACCUUAACUUUGUAUUCGGAAGUAAAUUUGUAGUAAACAGUGUUUUUCUUCCUGGCAUAUUUUGUUGUCUUGAAAACAAUCAUUUCA